GCCACCAUCAAUUCAGUCUUUGCCGAGAUUUUAUCGUGUGCGAGUGGUUUUUUGUAGCGUUUGCGCAGUUGCAAUUUCGACCGGUCCACAUAGUAUUUUGGCAUAGUCUUGCAAUUUUGGCCCGUCAGUUGUGCAGUGCCUACAUACGUAGGAGCGUAACAUAAAAACACACAGACACGUACUACUAUGUAUUAUUAGAACAUAUUUUUUGUUGGCGUUCAUCUGCAUAUGCAACACCCCAUUAGCCGGUGUAGUCGAUCCCGCGAGUACCAUUUGACCGCUUGCUUAUUUUUUUGUCUGUACUAUUUUUGUGUUCUUUUAAAAAACAAUCGACUGUGGCUUAGAUAGAUGACUCCAACUCAUGGCAAAAAUGUGAACAAUGCGUAGUUGUACGAAGUGUUUCGCACUGUUAAAAGCAAAGUCGUUCAAAUAUUUAAUCAAAUAAAAUUUUUUUCGCGGAAGUUAGUUUGAAAAACCACUUACAAUAAGUACUUAUGAAAGAUUAAAAUUCGUUACAGUCAAAUAUCAUUGAGUUUCAAGUACAUCUUAGACAUACAUAGUGUGCUGUGUUGUGUGUUGGUUCAGCAGUGUUUGUGUGUGUGAGUAAAUGUGCACCACAAAUAACUAUUAAAUUCAUUCGCGGACACAAUAGACAAAUUUGCUGUCUGUUAACUUCUUCGUGUGUGCUAAGAAGACCAGUGCAGGACACCAUACAUGUACACAUUGAUGUUAUUUGUAAAAGAGUUCGUUUACCUUAGCUUAUGAAAAUGUUGCAAGUUAACCUAUUGAUUGUGAGCUUAUGCUGUCUAGCAUUUUUCAACAAUUUCGCUCAGUGCUCUACGGGAAUGGACGAUAAUGAGAAGGAGGAUACAAGCUUAUUACGACCAAGAACGUAUUCCAUUAAAAAUUGGAUGGCGAAGGAUAGAAGCAUUACGCAAAGAGAAAAUUAUAAAAAAUUUCAGAAGAAAGGAUCGUCACACCGCUAUGAACACGAGCCAAUAGAGCGACACUUUCCCACUGACACAAUAGAAAGGAGAAAUUUUGAUACUUACAAACCAUUGACAAAAAAUUCACACACUUUAAACAAGAAAAUGCUUAAUAAAUUGGGAUUCAUUAAAGUGAAGGCACCUAACAGUCAUCAUAGAAAACGACUGGCUGUGGAAUCAAGACGUCACACAUCUCCAGAUGAUUCACAUAUGUUCAUUAUAAAGCUGCCACCGAAUUUCGUAUAUUACACCAAUCCAAAAGCUGAAGCUAAUAGCAUCAGUGACAUCAAAACGAACUCACAUAAGGUCUCUACCUUCCCAUUUAGCUCAAAUGGCAAGCCGGAUCGCAUAUACCACUGGAAUUUGCCAGUUCUACAGAAAAUACUCGGAAGCAAACAAACACCGCCACAUACUGAUGUCAAUGGCAAGAAAUAUAUUAUCAAUUUUAAAAAAUUUGCAAACUUUCAAAAACCAUGGGAAAAUGACAGUAUUGAGAAAUCCUAUAAAUCCAACUACAAAAAAUCUUUAAAUCAUAAGUCACCUUCAUAUUAUGCGCCAAAUGCAGCAGUCAAUAGAAAUAGUUUUAAUCGAUAUUUUUCUGCCAAUGGCAAACCGAAGGGCUUCUAUGUCAUAAAGGAAAAUCAGAAGAAAAAUAUUCAUUAUAAGAAUAUUGUGCCAUGAAAACGUUCAUAAUUCUACUAUUAAAAUAACUGCAUAGUUAUGUAUACGUACAUAUAUUUUUGUAUUACUUUACGAUAUUACUUUACGAUAUUUUCUAAUGAAUCUUAAAAAGAAAAUCCUGGUCAACUUCAUAAGAUUUAAAAUAAGAAAGAGACUUACAUUACAUUAUUUACUAUUAAAGCUAAAUUAAGUGGCUUUAAACCUAUGCAA
Molecule: messenger RNA, 1877 nt
Organism: Rhagoletis zephyria (snowberry fruit fly)
Lineage: Eukaryota; Metazoa; Arthropoda; Insecta; Diptera; Tephritidae
Source: RefSeq, a predicted model, not a curated record